CUCGAACAUUCAAUCCUUCCUCCGUAACCCUUCCUCAUCCCUUUCCCCAACUUUUUCACCCACACAUUAUACUAAACAACAAUGCCAACCCACACGCAUGCAUCUGUGCAUAUUUGACUAGUUGAGCUGUUGGGGAAAAAAAAAUAAAAAUCAAGUACUAUGCAAUAUUGCAAUAUUGCAAGUGCUAUCUGCCUAUCUAUCGUUCUUCUCAAACCCCACCACCUCAGCUAAUUAAUGUUAAAUCUAAGUACUACUAUAGUUCUACUAGCGUUCUUUAGCUCUCUUUUUUUCCUCCCAUCAAAUAUCCUUGUCCAAUAUUGGAACAGAAAGAAAGUUAUCCAAGACUAGUCCUUUUCAUCUUUUUCCCUUUGCAUAAAUUUGUUAACUCCCUUCGUAAUUUCUCAGGUUCCAUCCCCGUCCAUCUUAUGAUAUGUGUACAAAACCUUAUUGAACUUCUCCUCUUUUUUCCCUCAAUAGUCUGGAUUCUCUGAGCAUGGCAGUUGAGCGUUUUCAUCGCGUUCUUGUAUAUAGUGUAAUUUCUUGAAGAUUUUGUUUUUGUUUUUCAAAGCGAGGUUUCCAAGUUGAAGAAAGAAGAUAGUAACAAUAUACACGCUGGGGUUUGGUUUUUUUUUUUUUUUAAGCUCAUGGACGAGUUAUACAGAAUUCACACCUCAUUUUCAUGUCCCGAUGGUGGAGCGGUUGAAGUUGGAAGUAUGAGAGGGCUAGAUCGCAGUAGCCCAGUUGAGAAUUUAGUUCAGUUUAGACCUGGUGAAAAUAGUCACGAUGAAGUCAUUGGAUCAGAGAUGUCAGAUCUUUUAAAGAUUCAAAUUGCUAGUCAUCAUCUAUACCCUAACUUAGUUUCUGCCUAUGUUGAAUGCAGAAAGGUUGGAGCACCACCAGAGAUGGCUUCGUUACUUGAAGAAAUUAGCAAAAUAAGUCGCCCCAUAAGCAGUCCUAGCGGGAUAAGUGCUGAUCCUGAACUAGAUCAAUUCAUGGAAUCAUAUUGUGAAGCUCUACAUAGAUAUAAGGAGGAGCUGUUGAAACCGUUUGAUGAAGCGACUACUUUCUUGAGCAAUAUUGAGUUGGAACUCAAUAACCUCUGUAAGGAGAAUUUUACCACAACCACGUCUUCCUCGAUGACCUCCACAAACUAUCAUUCUGAUGAAGCAGGUGUCACAUCCGAUGAGGAUCUAAGCUGUGGAGAAGUUGAAGUUGCCGAGAGUCAAGAAUCUUCUGCUGCUGGUCAAGGUGAGAGUGAGCUCAAAGAGAUGCUGAUGCGCAAAUACAGUGGCUAUCUUAGCAGCUUGAGAAAGGAAUUCUUGAAGAAACGAAAGAAGGGAAAGCUACCAAAGGAUGCAAGGAUAGCACUCCUGGACUGGUGGAACACACAUUAUAGAUGGCCAUAUCCGACGGAAGAGGAGAAAAAUAAGCUAUCCGAGGUAACAGGAUUAGACCAGAAGCAGAUCAACAACUGGUUUAUAAAUCAGAGGAAAAGACACUGGAAACCAUCCGAGGACAUGAGAUUUGCUCUGAUGCAAGGUGUUAGUGCUGGCACUCCAAGUCCAGGAGGACCUAUAUGUUUUGAUACUGCUGGAGGAAAUGGAGGUUUCGGAAUCUAAGAAUGAAAAGUGCUACUAGUUAUAUUAGUUAAGUUGCACACACGAUAGAAUUUAUCUUUACUGACAAAUGUAGCAUGGCAUAUGGAAUUCAUAUCUAGUUCUAUACAGAGUUUUAUUUUCUUUAUCA
Molecule: messenger RNA, 1746 nt
Organism: Coffea arabica (coffee)
Lineage: Eukaryota; Viridiplantae; Streptophyta; Magnoliopsida; Gentianales; Rubiaceae
Product: homeobox protein knotted-1-like 1
Biological process (GO): regulation of DNA-templated transcription
Cellular component (GO): nucleus
Molecular function (GO): DNA binding; DNA-binding transcription factor activity, RNA polymerase II-specific
Source: RefSeq, a predicted model, not a curated record